This is a messenger RNA of Bombus terrestris (buff-tailed bumblebee), 1489 nucleotides long. RefSeq names its product probable RNA methyltransferase CG11342. The transcript is spliced from 3 exons. Gene Ontology annotation, molecular function: RNA methyltransferase activity; O-methyltransferase activity. Gene Ontology annotation, biological process: negative regulation of pre-miRNA processing; miRNA metabolic process. Bases 142 to 903 code for a protein of 253 amino acids. The record is from RefSeq and is a predicted model, not a curated record. Gene Ontology annotation, cellular component: cytoplasm. NCBI's taxonomy places the organism in Eukaryota, Metazoa, Arthropoda, Insecta, Hymenoptera, Apidae.
UUACAGUGUCGGCACAAGUGCGUCGCGUUGUGCGGUGCCCUCGUGUGUUUAUCGUGCUCGUAAAAACGUGAUUCAAAUUUAGAUGACAAAUUACAAAGAAGGACGCGUUCUUUUGUUCCGAGCUUCCUGCGAUUUUGGAAAAUGUCGGAGCACGAAGCGCGAUCCACGAAAAAUAAGGAGAGACAGGAAGAUAAGACGGAUCCGGGCGCUAGCAGACACGGCAACUUCAUGAAUUAUUACCAAUUCCAUCCUGCGGAAGAGCGCGUGCGACAACUUCCGUGUGGCGUGUGGCACUCGACCCAUCCGGACCGGAAAUACGUAGGCCUAGACGUUGGCUGUAACGCGGGGGAUUUAACAUUCGUGUUGCACAACUUCCUCGAGAAAACCUUAUCUACCGAUCAAGAUCUACCGAAGGAGAUUCGUUUGCUCGGCAUAGACCUCGAUCCUAUCUUAAUCGAACGGGCACGGGAACGCAAUCCACGGCCGAAUCGUAUCGUUUUCGAGUGUCUCGAUUUUUUGAUCGAGGAUCGUAACGGGACACUGGACAAGUAUCUUCGUCGAUUGGAAAGGUCGCGCUUCGACGUUGCGUUCUGUUUCUCCGUUACGAUGUGGAUCCACUUGAAUCACGGGGACAAAGGACUGAUGGAAUUUUUGCAAAAGGCUUGUUCGAUCACAAACAUGAUCGUCAUAGAACCUCAGCUUUGGAAAUGUUAUAGAAACGCGUCGAGAAGGCUCAGACGAUCAAAGGGCGAAGAUUUUCCAUUAUUGAAGACGUUGAAACUCACUGGCGAUCCGGCAGGGCAUAUUGAACGCAUAUUGACUGAAUUUUGCAAUUUUCGAAGAGUCACGGUUACCGAGAACAAUGAGUGGAAACGGAGAUUAUUAAUUUAUGAAAGGAUGUGAGCUAUCGCUUCCAAGAUUCAUGAGAUUCCAUAUGUUAAUCGAAGUCAAACGACCGAACGACGAUUUUUUCUUAUGCGAAUGCGAUUGGAAAUAUUAAUACGAUGGUUGAAAUAAUUUUUGAUAGCUUUAAGUGACUCGUUAUUGUCGAUAAGUCGAUCGUCAUUGCACACACUCAUUCAUUCUCUCUCUCCCCCCCCCCCCUCUCUCUGUCAUAGGUCCGGUAACUGUUUUUUAAAUAUAUUUUAUUAUUACAAAUAUGCGAGAUAGAAUAUUUUCUUUGUUAUAAACAGUAUGUAAUUAUUCUUAAAUAUCGGUUUAAAUAAUAUCACUUAAAAUGUUAUAUUUAUAGAAGAAGACUUUGAAAUUUGGAAGAUUCUUUUGCCUUGCACUGGGCAGUGAGAUAUAUUGUAUUCUUUUUUUUUUUUUUUAUUAUAAAUAGCAGCCACCUUUGAGAUAUACAUACUAUGUAUUUGGAAAGCAAAGAUCUAAUAUUUGGAAAUUUUUCUUUCACAUAUUCUUUCACCCAUCCUAUUUUCUAUUCUGUAUGAUUAAAUGUAAUUUUUAAAUAAAUCUCAUUAUUCUCAUA